This is a messenger RNA of Engraulis encrasicolus (European anchovy), 4242 nucleotides long. It is a transcript of the gene cnppd1, whose product is annotated as cyclin Pas1/PHO80 domain containing 1. The transcript has 8 exons. NCBI's taxonomy places the organism in Eukaryota, Metazoa, Chordata, Actinopteri, Clupeiformes, Engraulidae. Gene Ontology annotation, cellular component: cyclin-dependent protein kinase holoenzyme complex; nucleus. The record is from RefSeq and is a predicted model, not a curated record. The coding region runs from base 163 to 1515 and encodes 450 amino acids. Gene Ontology annotation, molecular function: protein kinase binding; cyclin-dependent protein serine/threonine kinase regulator activity. Gene Ontology annotation, biological process: regulation of cyclin-dependent protein serine/threonine kinase activity.
GGUUGCGUAACCAGUCAGAUGAGUUUCUACGUUCCGUUCCCUUCCGAACGAAACAACUCGUCUGACCAUCUGAGGGCUCUAGAGGUAGAGCACGCCCUCUCUUUAGCUGCACUGUGAGUUUUGUAGGGAUUUCACUUUUAAUGUUCGUUUUAUUCGAACAAAAUGGAUUUUGAUCAGCUAUUUGACGAGCGAACAUUUCCGUUUUCGGACUUCCAAGAGUUUACGUUUCUUCCCGGACACCAGCAACUAGCAGCCCGUGUUCGAAAGCGUUUAUACUAUGGCCUUGAUCCAGAUACCUCAUUGGAUGCCCUGUCCUGCCCGGUAACAGACAUUGCUGUGGAACUGCUUCAGAAAUCUGCACCGAGUCCUAUCCGCAAACUCCAGAAGAAAUAUGCUGCUCAUGUGGCCAGAGAGGCUUGCAUCUCGCCCUGUGCUAUGAUGUUGGCCCUGGUGUACAUCGAGAGACUACGACACAGAAACCCUGAAUACCUGCAACAGAUCUCCUCCUCAGACCUCUUUCUCAUAUCCAUGAUGGUGGCCAGUAAGUACCUGUACGACGAAGGUGAAGAGGAGGAGGUGUUUAACGACGAGUGGGGAGCAGCGGGCAAACUGGACACGCAAACGGUCAACACCCUGGAGAUGAACUUCCUCAACGCCAUUGAGUGGAGCCUGUUUACUGAACCCAAAGAGUUCUUUGACAUGUUGAGACAACUAGAAGCAAGUAUCGCGGAGCGGCAGGGCAUGAAGCGCGGCUGGUUCACCUACACGGACCUGUGCGUGCUGCUGGAGCAGUCGUCAUGGCGACAAGCUCUGGCUGCCAUCUACCAGCACUUUACCAUGGUUGCCUGCAUGGUGGGUCUCCUGUACCUGACCAGUGUGGCCAGUCUGAUCGCCGCCUCCACCCUGCUGCACCAGCUCAGCACCAGCCUCCGCGUCGCCCACCUGCCCACCCCCGCCCCCAUCCCCAUCCACAUCCCCAUCCCCAUCCCCGUGUCCUCCCCCAACUGCUGCGUCCCCGACACGGAGAGUCAGGACCACCCCCCCACCACCUCCACCGCUUCUCCUCCCUUCUCAGUCCCCUCCGAGACCCCGGCCUCGACCUCCACGCUCUCCCCAGACGCGGUGCUCUGCUUGUGGGACUCGCUCCUCUCCACUCUGGCUUUGUCCGACCCACCUCUACCUCCGCCCCAGCCGGACGCAUACCAGCCCCACUCCUCCUCCGGGUCUCUGCGGUGUGUGGGUUGCUCUGACCUCCACCGGCCCUGGCAGUGUGGCGGCUCCAUCGCCCAAAACGUCACCCUUCCCACGCACUGCGGUCGAGCCUCACACCCCUCCUCACUCCUCGGGCCCUGGCUCCCCCUUCCAGCCCUGCUCAGCGGCUCUCCCCUGGCCCACCAUCACCACCAUCACCAACACCACCACCAAAGCGGACUGGACCCUCUGCUAGGCCGCGGAAGCUGCCCACACACCUCGCUACCCUUUGGGAAGGUGCCCACCCUCCUCGUCCCCGGUUAGGAAAUUGGAGAGCGGAGGGAAGCUUGCAGCCUCUUUGUUUUUUUCCACAUUAUCGACGAGAGGCAUUACCGUAAUGCAACAAUAUAAACCAGCGCUAUUACCAUAUAGUCCUCCCCUCCUGUUACAUCUCCAAACACUCACGAGGCCUUCGCGUCACUCCUUCCAUCUCCAUCUGUUUUGAACAAACUACGCCGCUUUAAUCCUUGGAUAGCCAAAACCUCACCAAUAGCAACUGUGGUGCUCAAUUAUAGUCCUCCAUUUUAUAGUCCUCAAGUUUUUUUUUUGCCUUCUAGGCAACAGAUGAAAUCAUCAUAAACCCCCCCACUCCCACAGUCAAAGAUUUAGGCAAGUGUGGUGUGACUAAAAUGGUAUGAGCUUCAUCCAGAAGCUUUGCAGCUUUAAAAAAAAAAAGAAUAGCGAACGAGCUUGUGAGCUUUAGCAAGUGGCGAUAUUAAGGCUCCGUUCAGCAGUGUCUGUUCAUACAGUAGUGGCACUGUAGUGGAGCAGCGGUGGGUUUGUGGAGGAUCAUUUGUUGUUCUGUUGUGUUUGUGUGCGCUUGUACAGCUUUUUUUGUCGGAUCAGCUUUUUUGAGGCUUGGGUUUGGCUGUUUGAGCAGAGGGGAGUUUGAAGUCUUUGUGGCUUGUUGGUCACCCCUUUUAUAGUGUGUGCGUGCGUGUGUGUGUACUCCAUUAAUCCUGCUUUGCAAACAAAAGCUUUUGGUGUGUGUGUGUGGUGAAUGAGUGGGUGACUUUAUAAUGACUUUAAUAGAAGAAUGUGAUGUUGUGUGUUCAGCCAGCCUUAGUUCCGCAUUGCAGUGUAAGCUGUAGGGGUGACAAAUGAGAUUAGGAUGGAUAACGAGGGUUUACAUGUAAUUUAGCACAAGAAUAUUGAAGGUGUCUGACCAAGCCCAGUCUUGGGUUACUGGCAUAUCCAGUUAAGAUGACGUUGGGAGCGUUUUGAAUUGUUUUGCAAAAGGGAAGGCGCUUGGGCAAGUUUGCAGUGAAAGACCAUUUAUGAAAAGUCUGCUGUGUGAAUUGUCAGGAAACUAAAGUGAAUAUCACGAGACACAGUUGGUGUUCCCCAAAGGGACUUGAUAGUGAAGUUCUUUUUACUCUUACUUUUCAGUCACUUUCCACUUCUAGUGUGGAAAAAAUGCUUUUGUUUCUGUUUAGAGACAUAAACGACAAUGCCGUCUCUUAUCAGGUUGGUAGAGAUUGUCCGGUUGUAAACUGGUGCAGACAGCAGUUUAUGGAUUUACACGGAAGUUGCGGUGUAGUUGACCAUACGCUGUUGGCGUCCAGAUUCAGUCUGAAGCUAUGUUUAGGCUGGGGUGACUUCAUUAACGGAUGGUUCCAUUGUUCACACAUUAAUCAUAAGAUUGUUCCAAAGUCGUUUUCCCGUGUGUAAAGGUGUCAUUCGUCUCAGCUUUGGCAGAGGUGAGCCCUAAUAGUACAACUCAUACAAUUGUAAAAUCGUACGCUUUUUUAUGUGAAAAAAAAACAAACAAAUAAAAAAUACAUGUACAUAUGUUUUAAAAAGUUUCAAAUCUUGAAAAAUCGAACUGGAGGGGAGAACAUGUUUACAAAAACAGAGAAAAUCAGCCUAAUUUCCAACACUUUUUCAAACAUGCUCGAUUGGUGAGGGUAUUACAUUUUUUUUAUUAGAAUUUUGCCAACCUACAACUUCAGCACUGAACUCAGAAAGAAACAACGAAACAAACAGAAAAAAGGCCAUGUUGUUUUUUCUUUUCUGUUAGAAUCUUCAAAGUACCUCAGUAUGGCCUGUCUUCUCUAAAACGUCUGCAAAAUUAGUCAAGAUGGACUCUUUUUUUUUUUUUGCCUCCAUGUCAUUUGGGUCACAUGAUCAGGAACGCUCCCAGGUUGGACUGCAAAACCACAGCACACAGCAUGUUCCUGAUAGUCCACCUCCAGUACACCUGCUAAGAUGUUAGUUGAACCAUACCUCAGUGAACAUCUCUGUAAUGCUAGUCAAUGUACAUUAUGACAGUGGUGUAGGCUAGACACAGUCUGGACUCAUUUCAGUAGAAGUUCUUUCAAAGUGUGCUUUUUUUUACAGAGCAGUUGUCCAUGCUUGGCCAUCGUGCAUUUUGCUAAUGUUACUAUCCCUGUGCACCUUAUGAGAGACCAUAGACAUUUGUGUUCUUUGAAGUGUGUGUGUGUGGACUCAAGAGUGGGACAAGGAGGUGGUACUUUAUUGGUCAGCUCUUUUGGCCAAUGAUGAUCUCCUGUGCUGUCGUCCCGGUGGCAGAUUGAUGUGAAGGGGAGUGGCCUAAGCAAGCAGGUCCAGCCUCCUCUUAAAGUCUUGCACCUCUCUCAGUCUUGAACCCUUUUCGGUAUCAUUGGGCACACACACACACACACACACACACACACACACACACACACACACACACACACACACACACACACACACACACACACACACACGUGGACGCUUUCAGCUUAGUUCUUUCCUCACAUAUCGGAAUUGGGUGAAAUGUUUUCUCCUGGAACCUUGGAAGUUCUUUUUUUCCCCUUAAAGUUUUUGUUCCAAGGAACAUUUUUAGUUGCCAUGUGCCAUUGCAAAGGGUUUUGUUUUUGCCUAGGUGGCAAGUAAUACAAACCAAGUUCAACCAAUCUUUGGCGCAGGAUGGUGUGCAGUGUUCUGUAGAUAACAUGUACAAAGCACUCACCCUUGUGUAAUAAAAAUGCCAUUUAAAGGAUCACA